Molecule: messenger RNA, 3360 nt
Organism: Cetraspora pellucida
Lineage: Eukaryota; Fungi; Glomeromycota; Glomeromycetes; Diversisporales; Gigasporaceae
Source: the annotation of a GenBank genome assembly
AUGGUGGAGAGUUCAGAGCUUGAUAAAAAUGAUGCGAUAAAAAAUUUCACCAAUCCAGUUUCAACAACUAACGUUCAUGAAGAAUAUAUAAUAGAUCUGAAGUCUCGUGUCACUUUUCUUGAAAACCACUUUAUAUUACUUGUACAACAUAUAAAAACUUUAUAUUCAAGCAUUAAAUAUCUAGGCUUUGAUAAUUUGACUGAGACAGAGUGUCCGAAACAUGAUAUAAAUGGCAAUAUAGAAGAAUUUUCGGGUGUUAAUUUUGCAACUUGCAAAAUGAUGGCCGCAGCGAGUUCGAAAAAUGACACUGCAGAAAAGUUUCAAGGUGUUGAUUUUGAUACAAAAUCUACUUAUAAAAUGACGACUGCCGAGAUAGCGAAUUCAGAACAUAAUCGAAAUAAUACUGUUGAAAAAUUCCAAAGUGUCGAUUUUUGUGCACAGAUUACUUGCAAAAUGAUAACUGCCGAAUUAGCGAGCUCAGAACGUUGUGAAAAUAAUAUGGGAGAACUUUCCAAGACUGAUAUUAGUGCACAGUUUACUCGUAAAUUGCUGAAAGAAGCCACUGAUAUAAAUUUGAAGAUAAGAAUAAAUGCCCUUAAUAAAAUUCUUAAAAUUGUAGAUGCUAACAAGAAAAUAGGACCGAAUUUGGGUGGUCUUCCCCGAAUUCUUAAAUUACGUCUUUCUGACAAUAACAUAGAUCUUCAGAUUAUAUCUUUGGACAUUUGUAGUAAAAUCGCAACAGCUAUGGGUAGUCCUUUCAAAAAAUAUGCAACAACAUUUAUUAAUUCAGUUACUGAAGUUUUGAAAACUCAAAAAAAUGCAAUUGUCCGUGAACAUGCUAUUGGUUGUUUAAAAUGUUUUGCUUCUGCUAUUGGAAUUUCUUCAGUUGAGAAAUUGUUAGCUACUAGAUAUGCUCUAUUGCAGAAAGACUUACAAGUUUUGCUCUCUAAUACUCAUAAAGAUGUGGAUGACAAAAAUAAUUUGUCCAAGUUGCAAGAAUAUAAGGAAGAUGUAGGAUCUAACAUUAAAAGUGCUGACCACGAUUUUAAGUUAAAGAAGCAUGGAGAUCAUAAAGGUGCUGUAAAACAAAGAAAUGAUGCAAUUUGUCUGGUCUAUGAUACCGAGUCUCCGUCUAAAAAAAGUGAUAUUAAAGAGUUUGGUCAAAAAUCAAUUUCAAAAGGUAAUAAAAAUCAUAAACUGACAAUGUUACCUAAGCCAACUGGAUCUCUUGCAAUUCAUCCUAACAAGAAGGAAAAUACGAAUAUGGAAUAUUCCAUGCCUAACAAUAAUAAGAAUCUAACAAUAGCAAAUUCUUCUGGAAUACCACCAGCUAAGCAAAGUACUUCUGAAUGUGACUCAUUAUCUUUGGUGAAGGUAGACAUAUCUAAAAUUAUGAAUUCUGACUAUCUACAAUGCAUUAAAUUAUUGAAACAGUUGAAUAAACAGUUGAAAAUUUCUUCUGGAUUCGCUAAUUCAUACGUAUUUGAACUUGUUAAUGUCCUAACUGAUAAAAUAAGGACGUCAUACACACAACUUGAUUUACAAUCACAACCAAAUAUACAACUAUAUAAGAGUUUAAUAAACACGCUAGAUCUAUUGUUUUCGAAUAAAAAACUAGCAUUAGUUGUCUCUCAAGACUUACUUGAAGGAUUACUAAUAGAAUUAACAUAUCAGUUGUCGAAUUCAAAUCUUCAGAAUCAAGAAACAGGUCAACAUUUAUCAAAAGCGCUUAGAAUUUCCAUAAAUAAAGUGCUUUUAAAUAGCAAUCGGAAUUUAAUUUACGGUGCUUUACUAUCCAUUCUUAAAACGUCAUUUACAAAAUUGCAGGAAGUAGAUGAUCUUACUGUCAUUAUAAAAUUCACCGAAUUUAUAAUGAAGUACUUACAGCACUUGUCAAAAUAUGUAAAAAAUAAUAUAAAAUCUCAUAUUCUUCGACCCAAUGAAUUGUUAAGAGAUCUCAAUGAAUUUUUACUUUCUGCACCACCUGAAUGGGAGAAUCAAGUCAAAGAAAAAAUGCCAUUGGGUGAAGAGCCUUUUAAUAUCAUACAGAUUAUAUUAAAAAAACUAGUUGAAGAACUUGGCGAGAAUAUAUAUAACCACCUAGAUCUCAUUUCUGACUUUCAAAGAAGUCAUAGUUUGUCAAUAGAAUAUUUUGGUUCGCAGGGAGAGCUUCUAUAUCUUCCAACCAGAUUUAACUCAGUGCCGCAAGCAUUAAAUACAAAACUCGUAAUUUACUUCAAUAGGCCAAGACAAGAGAAAAAUCCUUCUUCACUAACUAGCUCAGUUUACAGUGAAAAACUAAAUCAACUAUCAGAUUUUACGAAUGUUGUGAAACUAGUGGGUAAAAACUCCUUGAUUAAUUAUCGUCAAAAAAAUUAUCCAUUAGCAAAUAAGUUUGACUAUAUCUUUGUAGAUAAUGACUAUACAAACUUUUGCCAAAAGGUAGUAACCCACUUCAAAUUCAGUAAACCAUUAGUAGUGUGCACUCUUGAAACAGUCAUCUGGAAAUUGAAUAAAACUUUGCUCAAUGACCCUGAAGUUGAAGAAAGUAUAAAUAAUAAAAUAUCUAGUGUAAACUCGGUUUUAGAGUGGGAUUACCUAAAGAAGAAUCUUCAAUCAGUAUUUUGCGCUUUCAAGCAUAAAACUUUUAAACAAAACAAUAAGUCGACAGAUUUUAACCUAACAUGGUCAGAUGUUAGUAAUGACCUUUCUCACUUAGAAGACCGUGAAAUUCAAGAUGAUCUAAUUAAAGCAGGGUGGGGUGAAAAAAAGGAAAAAUCAACAUCAAAUAUCCGAAAUCCGUCGGAUCCCACAUCAAAAGACCCUAUAAAAAUUUUAUCAUACAUAAAAACAUAUUAUCAAGAACUUUUUAAGAAAGAUACCAUUAAUUUAAAUAUUGCAUGCAAAAUAACUAAUAAUUUACCAAGCAUAACUGAAGAGCAAAAUAACUCAUUGGACAAAUCUCCUCCUGAAUCGAAUGACAUUGAACCUCCAAUAGUUCAGGAUAUGCUAGACGCUAGAUUGGGAUUUAUUUGGUUAAAGUUAUUAUCUGGCAAUAGUUUGUGGGCAAAAAUGGAAAGGGAGUUUAUUAAAGAAGAACUAAAAAAACAUGAAGUUUCUAUAGAAAUCGCUUUGCAAAAUCCAAUUGAUCUUAGUAUAUGGCCUUUAGAGUGGAGGCCAUAUGUUGCAGCCUGGAAAAGACUAAACGGAAAAAUUUCACUUUCCACAAAUUUCUGUCCUUGCAAUAAAAAUUCAAUUGAGAUAGCGAAUCUGAAAGGUGAUGAAUAUUCAGUGAUGGGAGCAAUAGAAUAUUUAAGAAAACACAGUAACAUCCAUGAUCUCUCAACUAGGGAUGCAUAA